Messenger RNA from Boeremia exigua, 1173 nucleotides. RefSeq lists its product as uncharacterized. The coding region runs from base 1 to 1173 and encodes 390 amino acids. The record is from RefSeq and is a predicted model, not a curated record. Lineage: Eukaryota; Fungi; Ascomycota; Dothideomycetes; Pleosporales; Didymellaceae. The transcript is spliced from 4 exons.
AUGGCCAGAAUUCAUCAUGCACGCCCGCAACAUCAGCAGGGCGUCAGUCGUGUAAUGGCGAUUGAGAAGACGCGUGCCGCUGUCAAGAAGAAGAAACCGUAUAAGAUUGUCCUCGAAGCAGUUACUCAAGAGAAGAAGAAGCUACACUCUAUUCUCACCUAUGCCUCCAACGCUCCUCAAGGGUUUGGCUUCGUUCCAGCUGGGCACCCAGAGAUUACUGAGUGGUGCAAGGAGCAGUGUCGCCAACGGAAUCUCGAUGUGCACGUUGUUUCGGCUAAGCCGAAGAACAAGACUCACGCAGACCCCGAAAAGCUCUCGCAUCACGUUCAUCGAAUCGGACAUCACUUCCCUGUAGAAAUUAUCAAGCUGGCUUGCAGCAAGUUCGGGUACGAAUAUGACGAAGAGUCUGGUCUGCGUAAGACCAAGGUCAGUGACAGAGAAAACUGGAUACAACAGCAGGUCGAGAGCUACUCGACCAGGCAGGCACUGCAUGGCCGUCCAACAUCCAAGGAGGGUACGAAGGACCACAUUAGCGGUGCCGUGCGUGAAAUGUUCCCCAAGAUUCCCGAAGCAGAUCUGUCGUCCAUCGUCAAUCAUGCCUUCGAAGAGGGCACAAACCGAGUAGGUAACGCAAAGGAACUCCCUCUGGCUCGCCGAGUUCAAUUAGCUGUUGUUGCACACAUUCGUCACACGUACACAGAUUAUGACAAGAUGCUCAAGACUGGCUCGUGGAUGGAAGCUCGACAAAAGGUUGAACAUGUCUCUCUUGCCAAGCUCAAGGAGUGGAGAGAUGAGACUGGUGAACAGAGUAACGAGAUCGAGGACACUUUCCGCGAGGUGAUCGUCCUCGACGACGAUGAAGACCAGACCAGUGAUGGCGGUAACACGCCUGAUGAGCGCGAGCAGAGCAUGGAGAUAGUUUCCAACCGAGUAUAUGCUCAGGAUAUCCAGAUCGAUCGAUAUCCGCAAUACUCACACGCCACUGAUCAUGAGCGAAGGCGAGGACAUGGAAGGACAAUAUUUGUACAACCGUAUCCUCCUCCCCCCGCACCUCAAGGGCCUCCAGCGCCGCCGUACCGCGCUCCAGUAACGCAUUCCGCGAGAGCACAUGGGGAGUCGGCUCGACACAAGUCGUUCUAUACUGCCCACAGUAGGCCUCCAAUUGAUCCGUAA